Sphaeroforma arctica JP610 is the source of this 213-nucleotide messenger RNA. RefSeq lists its product as hypothetical. The annotation marks the transcript as partial. NCBI's taxonomy places the organism in Eukaryota, Ichthyosporea, Ichthyophonida. The transcript has a single exon. The record is from RefSeq and is a predicted model, not a curated record.
AUACCUGUAGACACACCCGUACAUUUACCAACACGCACACAUGAACUAGUACAAGGGUCAGAUAAGCCCGUAAAUAUCCCGCAGUAUACCUACCGCAGCCAGGAAUACGUCGACUUCCGCCGGAGGACGAAUGUUAACACACACGUGAUGGUGUGCUUCCACCACGCGCGUGGAUUGACCAUGACACUCUCACGCGGCCGUGUGGCUAAGUAA